CUUCUCUUCAUCUCUUACUCUGAUACCUCUUUCUUUUAUUUUUAUUAUUUUUAUUAUUUUUUUUUGCCUUUUUUUUACAAAGAGGUUUAUUGUGCCUUGAUUUGGGGAGGAUCUGAUCUCCUUUAUUUUUUCCUUCGCCUGCUUAAUUUCCCCAUUUCUCCAUUCGAGUAGAUUUUCAUCCAUUCUUGUUGGCACGUUUCAAAUCAGCCCACCUUGCACACAUAUCAGAUAUCCUUUUUCCCUCCUUCACUCGUACAAUGAGUGCAGAGAAACAGUCGCCCUUUUCUAAACCAGAUCUCUCAGCCAAUACCAAUGCUAAUGUCAAUGCUGAUCCUCUUGCCACCUCAGCGUCAGCAGCUGGUCCUGAUGUCAACGCCACUGACAUGACCAAUAAAAAUAAUGCAAAACAUGAAACCUACGAGGAAAAUGAACACAUCCAUACACUUUUCAAGAAGGGUCCAACCUCCCCUGAGAAUCAUGCGUGGUUCCUCUCAAGAUUAACGUUAUGGUGGCUCAAUUCAUUCUUCUCAAAGGGCUAUAAGAAGAGGCUGGAUGAAGACGACAUCUAUGAGAUGUUAGAUCAAGAUAAGGCCGGUACAUUGACGUUGGGACUGAGCGAGAAGUGGGAGGCCGAGAAGAAGCGCGCUGAAUUAAAAGGCAAGAGCCCAUCGCUUUUCCGUGCAUUGCUCAAGACAUUCUGGAAGCGAUAUUACACUAGCUUCAUCGGUUUGGAGCUGGGAGAUUUAUGCCAGAUUGGUAUUCCACUCAUGCUCCAGCAGAUUAUCGGCUUUGUCAACGAUUCUGCAACGCCCAAUCCGCCACCAGCAUAUCACGGAUAUGGACUUGCCCUCGGUUUGAUGUUUUUGACAUUAACUCAAAACAUGCUUUAUCAACGCUGGAACUUGGGAUCUGUGACUAUGGGCAUCUACAUCCGUGCAACACUGAUCGAUCUCGUUUUCCGAAAGGCUACCAGCCUCUCGUCACGGGCCCAUCUCAUUUACCCGGAUGGGGCCAUCGUCAACUUGAUGUCGACUGACGCUAGUCGUAUUGACAUGGCUAUGCUCUCCGUAUUACUUGUUAUCAGUAUACCUUCAUUCACAAUAGCGACAGUCGGUAUAUUGGUUCAUAUGAUGGGACCUGCAGCAUUACUAGGCGCGGCUAUCUUAAUCUUUGCAAACCCAAUCCAAGCUUGGGCCAUGGCUCGUCUAAGCCCUAUUCGAAAAAAGGGUUCGGAGUUCACAGAUUUGAGAAUUCGUCUGACUCAGGAGAUCCUUCAGGGCAUCAAAGUGAUCAAGUUUUUCAGCUGGGAAUCUGAAUUUCUCAAAAAACUAUCUAGCAUAAGAAACAGUGAGCUGUAUAACAUUGCAAAGUUGCUUUACAUCCGUGGAGCUGUCGCUGCCACAUCUGCAUCAUUACCCGUGUUUGCCUCGGCUUUAUCGAUUAUUCUCUAUGGUGCCAUUGGAAACGAACUUAGGCCGGACAUCAUCUUCCCCGCUUUGGCCUACUUCACCAUUCUAAGGACACCUCUCAUGGUAUUACCUUCUUGUUACACUGUAACUGUUGAUGCAUAUGUAGCUUUGAAGCGUAUUGAAGCAUUCCUACUCUCUGAAGAUGAAAACCCUCUUCCACCCCCUGAUCCCAAGCACGAAUAUGCCAUCAGCAUGAAGGAUGCCAGCUUCAUCUGGGAAGAACUACCGAAUUCCAGUUCUGAUACCUUAAUUCCAUCUGCAGCAACUAUAAAUAUCAAACAUGAAAACAUUACGGCUGUCGACAGUGACAGUCAAUCGUCAUCGGAUGAAAAGAAGUCACCUUCUCCAUCAGCACAUCUGUCAAAGAUCAAUCUCAAGAUCCCUCGUGGUGCUCUUGUUGCAAUUGUAGGACCUGUUGGAAGCGGAAAGUCUUCGUUGCUUCAGGCCAUGGUUGGGAAUAUGACUCAAGCGGAGGGUCAGGUUACUCGUGGGACCAACAUCAGCUAUGCGUCUCAGACACCAUGGAUCCAAAACGCCACUAUCCAAGACAACAUAUUGUUUGAUACGCCCUUUGAUGAGGAACGGUAUAAACGUGUGAUCAAUGUUUGUUGCCUCGAAGCAGAUCUCAAGCUCUUUCCGUUCGGCGACCAGACUGAAAUCGGAGAGCGUGGUGUCAAUCUUUCUGGUGGCCAAAAGGCUCGACUCUCGUUGGCUCGAAGUGUCUAUUUUGAAGCUGGCACUGUGAUAAUGGAUGAUCCCCUCUCUGCUGUAGAUGCACAUGUAGGGAAGCGUCUCUGGCAGGACUGUGUGAUGAAAGAAUUAGGAGAUCGGACAAGGAUCAUCGCGACUCACCAGCUACAUGUGUUACCAGAUACAGAUUAUGUGAUCUACAUGAAGGACGGGACCAUCGCAGAGGAGGGGACAUUUAAGGACCUGAUGGCAAGAGAUGGAGAGUUCUGUGCGCUCAUGGGUCAAUACGGAGGAGUCCAAGCUGAGGAAAGUGAGCUGGAGGACAUUGACUUUGACAACAUUAAACCUGAUGCAGCCGUUGUAGCUGAGGAAGAGGAAGAGGCAAGGAAGCACGUAAAGAAACUGGAUCUGGCCUCUGGUGAAGGAGAGUUAGAAAAGGAGGUUUAUAAGAAAGAGAUAGACGGUGAACAUCGAAAAUCAUUGGAAGCCAAGGCUGAAGCCCCUCAAAAGCUCAUGUCGGAGGAGGAGCGCGAGUCCGGAGCGGUCAAGGGCAAUGUAUAUGCAGGCUACCUCAAGGCCUCUGCUUGGUAUUAUUGGGUUAUCACAAUCGGACUUUUCCUUCUGCAACAGGCUGCAAACGUUUUAGGUAACCAAUGGAUGAGCUGGUGGAGUAGCGACGAGUUUCAUCUGACAACCAACCAAUACAUCAGGACAUUUGCGGGGUUCGCUGUCGCACAGCUCGUAUUAGUCUUUAUGGCUUCAAUCAUGCUGUCUUUCACAAUUGUAAGGACAGCCCAUGCGAUGCAUGAUGCCGCUUUCAAGCGCGUCCUUUAUUCCCCUCUUGCCUUCUUCGAUACAACUCCUCUUGGACGCAUCUUGAACAGAUUCAGCAGAGAUGUUGAUACGCUUGACAAUGUCCUUUGGAGCACAAUCUAUGAAUUUACUAUUACGGCGGUUACACUUAUCGGAACAUUCGUGCUUAUUAUCGUCGUAUUCCCUUGGCUUGCACUUGCAGUUGUUCCUAUCUUUGCUCUUUACUAUGCUCUUUCAAUCUACUACCGGAUUACAUCACGGGAGGUCAAGCGCCUGGAUUCGAACAUGCGGUCGUACCUAUACGCUUACUUCUCAGAAUGCCUUACGGGUCUCAGCACUCUCAAAGCAUAUGGUGUGGUCCAAAACGCUAUCCUCAAGAACGAGUAUCGAAUUGAUCUCAAUAACCGACCAUACUAUCUUUACCAAAUCGGAGGCCGUUGGCUCUCACUUCGUGUAAACAUUCUGGGUGCUUUAUUGUCUUUCUCGACUGUGGUCUUGAUUACUGCCACAAGGUUCAGCAUUAACCCAGCCUCUGCUGGCCUCGUCCUCAGUUACUUGGCACGUAUCGCUGGCGACUUGAACUGGUGUGUCCAACGACUAUCGACAGUCGAGAACAAUAUGAACUCGGCGGAGCGAUUGAUUUAUUAUAUCAAAAACCUGGCUCAGGAACGACCCCCAGAACAGCCCGCGAACAAGCCUCCUAAGGAUUGGCCGAGUCAGGGAAAGAUUGACUUUAAAAAUGUGUCGAUGCGUUACCGACCAGAGCUUCCUCGAGUCCUUCGGGAUAUCUCGUUUGAGGUCCAACCAGGGCACAAAGUUGGGGUUGUGGGUCGCACUGGAGCAGGAAAAUCAUCUUUGAUCCAUGCAUUGUUCCUAUUAAGUGAGCUUGACGGGGGACAAAUUUUGAUGGAUGGUAUUGACACCUCUACAUUGGGAACGGCGGAUUUGAGACCCAAAAUUGCGAUUAUCCCACAGGAUCCGGUUUUGUUCCAGGGUACUUUCCGAUACAAUCUAGACCCUUUGUCUCAGCAUACAGAGCAGGAGUUAUGGCAAGCACUCGAGACAAGUGACCUCAAACCAUAUGUCCAGGCACAAGAAGGUGGAUUGGAUGCACAGGUGUCAGCACAAGGUGAGAACUUGAGUGUGGGACAAAGACAAUUGGUCUGUCUUUCGAGAGCUCUGCUUGCAAAGUCCAAGAUUGUUGUUCUUGAUGAAGCAACCGCAAGCGUGGACAUGGCGACAGACGCACUUAUUCAGAGAGCCAUUCGAACUGACUUUGCUCAUUCGACUGUUAUCACUGUUGCCCAUCGUAUUAACACAAUCAUUGACUAUGACAGAAUUCUGGUGAUGCACCAAGGACAAGUUGCUGAAUAUGAUACCCCACGUAAUUUGCUCAGUAGACCUGACUCGGUCUUCUCGAGCAUGGUUGCGGAGACAGGGCCGAACAAUGCCAGUCAUCUCCGGUCAUUAGCAGGACUUUAA
This is a messenger RNA of Lobosporangium transversale, 4454 nucleotides long. Its product is annotated as P-loop containing nucleoside triphosphate hydrolase protein. Gene Ontology annotation, biological process: transmembrane transport. Gene Ontology annotation, molecular function: ABC-type transporter activity; ATP hydrolysis activity; ATP binding. Gene Ontology annotation, cellular component: membrane. Bases 258 to 4454 code for a protein of 1398 amino acids. The transcript is spliced from 9 exons. The record is from RefSeq and is a predicted model, not a curated record. Lineage: Eukaryota; Fungi; Mortierellomycota; Mortierellomycetes; Mortierellales; Mortierellaceae.